GAUUUUGCUCAUCAGUGCUGAAUUUGGGUCAGUAAACUUAUAUUGCAGAAAAUAUGGCAGCUUCCAUUGUACAGUGUGUUCCGGUUAUAAAGCUAUAAAAAUUGUUAUUCCCUUAUUGGACAUGUUUUGAGGACAAACCUUCAUCAAAAUGGAGGAAGUAAAUACGCAGCAGUCAACCAACUGAAAACUAGGACAGCAACAAAACAAAAAAAAAUUGGAACAGUUCGGAUGCAGUCGCUUCAUGGAAGCGUGUGGAUGUGCGUUGAAUUUCAAAUUUCCAUCCAGAUAUUAUGAAACUGCAGUAUUUUUCCAUCUUUUUCUUACUCUCUUGCUUAUUGCUGGCUCUUCCCUCAACAAGAUCUUUCGAGAUAAUUCUUUCAAUUGAGUCGCUAGGCAGUGCCAAAAAGGAUGAGUCAAAUACGGAAAAAUCGGUAUCAACUAACACUGUCGUUGAAAACGGCCCAGAUCCGUCGUGCAAGCAGCCGAUAGAAAAGGGUCCUUGCUACGCCGCCUUUCCCAGAUUCGCCUACGACCCGCUCAAAGGUGGCUGUUUCGCAUUUUUGUACGGCGGAUGCGGUGGCAACGAAAACAACUUCAGAACACAUGACGAGUGCCUGAAAAACUGCAACGUUGCCCAAUUCAAGAAUUCCAACUUUGACGACGUCCCGACCAAUGAUAAAACCGUCGUCGAAGCCAACUGAACGAUUUUUCCAAAUUUCUCUUUUGUCAUUGUAUUUCAUCAUGAACAGAUAAGCCCGGUAUCCAAAAAGAGCACCAACUUCUACAAUUAAAUUAUCAUCGAAAAAUUCACCCUUCAACAUUUGUGUGAGCUGCACAUUGACAUAGAUUAGUAAUAUUAAACGAAAUCUUUUUUUAUUGAAUAAUACACGUUGAAUAAAGGGUUGUGGCCUUUUCUCGUCAUUAGCUUGAAACUUUAAAAUUACCGAUAGUUAAUUCAAUGAAAUAGAUUGAGAUACGAGUAAAUUUAAAACAGAAAUCGCAAUAAAAAAUGAAGAAAUAAAAAAUAAAAAAAUUUAUUUCAUUUUUAAGAAGGUCUCUUAUUUCCUC
This is a messenger RNA of Cloeon dipterum, 1068 nucleotides long. RefSeq names its product tissue factor pathway inhibitor-like. Gene Ontology annotation, molecular function: serine-type endopeptidase inhibitor activity. Lineage: Eukaryota; Metazoa; Arthropoda; Insecta; Ephemeroptera; Baetidae. The transcript has 4 exons. The record is from RefSeq and is a predicted model, not a curated record. Bases 291 to 701 code for a protein of 136 amino acids.